Molecule: messenger RNA, 1652 nt
Organism: Gadus morhua (Atlantic cod)
Lineage: Eukaryota; Metazoa; Chordata; Actinopteri; Gadiformes; Gadidae
Product: E3 ubiquitin-protein ligase TRIM39-like
Exons: 5
Coding region: 92-1249 (385 amino acids)
Molecular function (GO): protein binding
Source: RefSeq, a predicted model, not a curated record
GAAACGGCACCCCGACGCGUAAGCAGUUCUCUCUUCUAGGAUAAAUAUAACACGCAUUACAUAGUCCGACAGACAGCAACAACAACAAGGUAUGGCCUGUGCAAACGCUCCCUGGUCUGAAGAGAACUUGUCAUGUUCUAUCUGCCUGGAUGUGUUCAGCAGUCCAGUUUCCACUCCAUGUGGACACAACUUCUGCAGAACCUGUAUUACAAAGUACUGGGAUGAACAAGUCAAGUACAAAUGUCCCGUUUGUAACGAGCUUUUCAACACAAGACCUGAUUUACGGGUCAAUAUCCUCUUUUCAGAGAUGGUUGAUCGGUUUGGACCGUCCGUACGAGUAAAAGAGCAGCCUUUUGUUGAACCAGCAGAAGUUCCCUGUGACGUCUGUACUGAAGAGAGACUGAAAUCCACAGAGAAACAAGCUGAAGGCCUCAUCAAAGAUCUGGAGCAGGAAAUAGAAGAUCUGACCAAUAGAAGCUCAGAGGUGAAGCAGCUCUCACACACUAAAGACCAUCUCCACUUCCUCCAGGCCUUCAGAUCCCUGAAGGAUCCUCCACACACCAGGGACUGGACGACGGUGGAGGUCCGUCCUCCGUCGUACAUAGGGACCUUGAGGAGAUCCCUGGAUCAGCUGGAGGAGACACUGAACAUGGAGAUGAAGAAGCUGCGUGAUGCUGAACUGAAGAGGGUCCAGCAGUAUGAAGUAGAUGUGACUCUGGAUCCUGAUACAGCUCUUCCCAGUCUCAUCCUGUCUGAGGAUGGGAAACAAGUACAUCAUGGAGAUGUAGUGAAGAAACUCCCAGGCAACCCUAAGAGAUUUACACUGCGUAAAUAUGUUCUCACGAGGCAGAGCUUCUCCUCAGGGAGAUUUUACUUUGAGGUCCAGGUUAAGGACAAGACUGCAUGGUGUGUAGGAGUGGCCAGAGAGUCCAUCCACAGAAUAGGUGAGAUCAUAGAGACCCCUGAGACGGGUUACUGGAUUCUUUACUACGGCAAGGGUGUGUUGGUAUUUAAUGAUGCCCCCGAUGUCCAUCUACCUCUGAGAGCUGAGCUCCAGAAGGUGGGGGUGUUUGUUGAUUAUGAUGAGGGUCUGGUCUCCUUCUAUGAUGUAGAAGCCAGGGUUCAUAUCUACUCUGCUACUGCCUGCACCUUUAGUGAGCCUCUCUAUCCAAUCCUCAAUCCAUGCACAAAUCAUGGUGGUAAAAACUCUGCCCCCCUGAUCAUCUCACCUGUCAAUCAAACAGACUAGGGCCUUUGUUUGAUAAUAAAAUAAUCAAACAACCAAAACAACUAAAGCAUGUUUCCUGAAUAAGAAUCUCUACUAUGUGAGAUCUGAGAGAACUGCAUUGUUGUUGAACUGUUCACUUUCACUUAACAAGGAUCAAUUCAAUAAUAUAAUAAUAACCCAUACUUUUAUUACAUAUAAGUUAUAACCCAUGAUUACAUAACAUAUACUUAAUUGAUCAAUGUCUGAUUUACAGAAUGUUCUUAUACCUUUACAAAUAUCAAAUUGUAAAUGUUAGAAGCAAUUAGAAAAUGUUGAAAAGGUCUUGUUUUAAAAAAAAGGUUUUUAUAUGUUUACAUUUCUCAAUUAUGAAUGAAACAGUCAAAUGUAUGAGAUUUUUAUUUAAAUAAAAAAUUUACAAAAAGUA